This is a messenger RNA of Clonostachys byssicola, 318 nucleotides long. Lineage: Eukaryota; Fungi; Ascomycota; Sordariomycetes; Hypocreales; Bionectriaceae. The record is from the annotation of a GenBank genome assembly.
AUGACGGAUGACGCUGGAGGUACUUUGCACCUUCCGGGCGCUUCCCAGAACCCGCAGACGAGGCAGUCGCAGCUGAACGCUCUUGCUGGCUGUGACUUGCACGGCAAGCGGGAUGUGAUCAGUGAAGUGAAGUGGAAGGAGCAUCAUGGAUGGACAGGGCCGGUAAUAUGGGGUACACCCAGAGCCUGGAGGCCUGCACGUCCAGCGACUCGGCCGCCAACCACCAGUAACCAGCUCAUCAUCGCCAUCCCAGCUUCCCUGGCCGAUGAUGUCGGGUCAACAUCCAUCGUCAAGCUACGUACCUCGAGGAAGAGCUAA